Molecule: messenger RNA, 1735 nt
Organism: Silurus meridionalis
Lineage: Eukaryota; Metazoa; Chordata; Actinopteri; Siluriformes; Siluridae
Gene: noazfp
Product: zinc finger protein 330
Exons: 12
Coding region: 396-1364 (322 amino acids)
Cellular component (GO): nucleus
Molecular function (GO): zinc ion binding
Source: RefSeq, a predicted model, not a curated record
AUAAUCCGGAACUGAUAUUAGGAGCGUAAGUUUGUAAUAGGGAGCAGUAUCGAGAGCGGACCAGAACAUCAGCUGCUUGCGGAACUUCCGGUUUUAUCUCGCCUGCCGUGCUGAACGUGAUUUAAUGAGCUGUUUCUUACAGGAGCGAUAUCGGGGACGGACGUGUAGGUCAACUUCCGAUUUGAUCUCGUCAGUCGUGCGGGGAGUCAUUUCAAGUGUGAUCAUCAUAUCCAUCUGAUGGAAGACUAGAGGAACGAUGAGCUUUAUCCUCUAAAUCUGCAUUAAACUACACCACACAAGUGCAGGAGUCACCCUGCAGCUCCACUGUCCAGUUUACUAGUUAACCUGUAAUAACCUGAGAGUUGCGUUGUUGAGCACCGCUAUUUGCGUCCACGAUGCCGAAGAAGAAAACGGGAGCUCGCAAGAAGGCUGAAAGCCGCAAAGAGCGCGAGAAACAGAAUCGAGCCAACCGAGAGCACGUUGAUGUCGCGAAGCAUCCGUGCAACUUUUCUAUGGAUUGUGAUAAGUGUCUGAGACGACAGAAGAACAGAGCUUUUUGUUACUUCUGCGCGUCGGUACAGAAGCUCCCCAUGUGCGCUCAGUGCGGUAAAACGAAGUGCAUGAAGUCCUCUGACUGUGUGAUUAAACACCCCGGGGUCCACAGUACAGGCAUGGGCAUGGUGGGGGCGAUAUGUGACUUCUGCGAGGCCUGGGUGUGCCAUGGAAGGAAAUGUCUGGGCACACACGCCUGUUCCUGUCCUCUGUCCGAUGCCGACUGCAUCGAGUGUGACCGCAGUGUGUUUGAACACGGAGGCCGCAUCUUUCGCUGCUCUUUCUGUCACAACUUCCUGUGCGAGGACGAUCAGUUUGAGCAUCAGGCCAGCUGUCAGGUUCUGGAGGCAGAGACUUUUAAAUGUGUCUCAUGCAAUCGCCUCGGCCAGCACUCGUGUCUCCGAUGUAAGGCCUGCUUCUGUGAUGAUCACGCUCGGAGCAAAGUGUUCAAGCAGGAGAAAGGCAAGGCACCUCCGUGUCCUAAGUGUGGCCACCAAACACAGGAGACUAAAGACCUCAGCAUGUCUACUCGGAAUCAUAAGUUUGGCCGGCAGAGCGGCGCUGAUGAUGACGGCUACUAUUACGGAGCAUCGGGAUACGACGCCUAUUGGAAAAGCGUCGCCUCCGGAGGAGCCGCAGACCAGGAAGACGACGACGAUGGAGAUUACGAGGACGAGGAAGACGACGAUGAGGAGGAGGAGGAUGACGACGAGGACGAGGAAGACGAGGAAGUUGAAGAGGACGUUGCCGAAGCGGCGGAAAAGCUCAGUGACAUGAGUCUCGGUGUGAGCUCGACCAGUGAAAACAAGUGAAGUCACAACUGUUCUGAUGUUUAUGGCAACGUUCUAUUAUUAAAGAUGCCGUUUUAAGUCCGACACGUUCGAUACAAUUGGUGAGCGUUUGAAUGAAAUUAAUGUUCUCUUCUCCCUAUUUGAUUUUAAAUAAUUUGGUAAAAUCCGCUAUACAGUUCGAAUUUCCGCACACCUGAAUGUAAUUACUAUUAUAUUCAAACAGAAGGUCAGUUAUAGUCAAUAUGGUGCCUUUAGGACAGUUUUAUAAAUAUAAAGUUUCAUAUCGAGUAACAUAUUUCAGACACAAUACUAUACACAAUAGAUAAAUGGAUAAAUCUGGAUAGCUAAGGCUUCCUCGCAGUGUACGUUCCCAUUAAAGGUGCAUCAGGUGA